This is a messenger RNA of Chionomys nivalis (European snow vole), 2676 nucleotides long. RefSeq names its product patched domain-containing protein 3. The record is from RefSeq and is a predicted model, not a curated record. The transcript has 4 exons. Gene Ontology annotation, cellular component: membrane. Bases 1 to 2676 code for a protein of 891 amino acids. NCBI's taxonomy places the organism in Eukaryota, Metazoa, Chordata, Mammalia, Rodentia, Cricetidae.
AUGAUCUCCUCCAAGGUGGUGCCCCGAGAGGAGGCUCAGCGGGAGACGCUGUCUGAAGGUCGACUGGAGGCAGAGUCCUCCGACGAGGCUGGCCCUAGCUGGGCCGCAGGGCCGCCGUCAGAGCGCCUGCCGCCCCUGGGUCAGGAGGCACCUCCACCACGCCGCUGCCACACCGACUGUUUAGAAGCGCCCCUGUCGCGCUCCUUCCAGCGCCUUGGCGCCGCGGUGGGUUCGCACCCCUGGCUGUUUUUGCUUGGGCCUGCGCUGCUGACGGUCGCGCUGGGCACCGGCCUCAUCUUCCUGCCCAAGGAGAAGGAGAACCUGGAGGAGCAGUACACGCCGAUUGGCAGCCCUGCCAAGGCCGAGCGGCGCUUCGUGCAGGGUCACUUCAGCACCAACGACACGUACCGCUUCUCCGCCUCCAGGACCAGCUCCGAGACCAACUUCGCGUCCAUCCUGGUGGUGUCUCUCACCGACUCGCUCCUGAAGCCGAGGACAUUCACAGAGGUGAGCAAGCUGGACAAAGCGGUGCAGGCGCUGAAGGUGGUACAGGAAAACGGACCGCCGAUCCUGUAUAAAGAGGUGUGCGCCAAGUACAAGACGCUGUGCGUGCCACCCAACCCUCUGCUGUAUGCCUGGCAGCAUAACUUGUCAUUGGAUUUAUCAAGCCUCACCUUCCCCAUUCAUAACAUGUCCAACCACUUCAUCUACUUGGCGGGCUUCUUUGGGGGAAACGUCUUGGGCCAAACCGUGGGAAGAAGUCAACGACUUGUUGAGUCCCGAGCGUUGAGGCUGCUGUAUUACCUCAAGACCGAAGACCCCGAAGACAGUGAGCGUAGCAAGGCAUGGCUGACUCACUUUCUUGACCAUUUCAACGACAUGAAGAGCAGUCUGACUUUAGAAGAGACAGAGGUAGUCUAUUUUACAUCCCUUUCAAGGCAGCUGGAGUUUGAGGCAACCUCCAAGACUGUGAUUCCUCUGUUCCAUCUGGCAUACAUUUUAAUCAUACUGUUUGCAGUUGUAUCAUGUUUCAGGUUGGACUGUGUAAGAAACAAAAUGUGGGUAGCAGUCUCUGGAGUAUUUUGUGUUGCCUUGUCAGUGGUGAGUGGCUUUGGCUUGAUGCUGCACAUUGGAGUCCCGUUUGUGAUCAUAGUUGCAAAUUCACCAUUUCUUAUUCUUGGUGUUGGGGUUGAUGACAUGUUUAUCAUGAUUUCUGCCUGGCAGAAGACCAGCCUCAUGGAAAGCAUAAGAGAACGACUCUCCAAUUCAUAUUCAAAGGUGGCAGUGUCCAUUACAAUCACCACCCUCACCAAUGUCCUUGCUUUUUAUACGGGAAUCAGCAGCUCUUUUAGGUCUGUACAGUAUUUUUGCAUCUAUACAGGAACAACUCUGCUCUUUUGCUAUUUUUAUAGUAUCACCUGUUUUGGAGCAAUUAUGGCUCUGGAUGGUAAAAGAGAAGUUGCGUGCUUCCGCUGGCUAGAAAAGCCAGACCCAAAAUAUGCUUCAUUAAAAAAAUCCUGCUGUGUCCCAUUUGGUUCAACCCCAGAUGAGAAUGGGGAAGAUAAGCAUCCAAUGAAUUUGUUCUUUAGAGACUAUUUUGGUCCUUUCCUCACAACUUCUAAAGCCAAGUUUUUUGUAGUGCUGAUAUACAUUUUCUACAUCAUAAGCAGUAUAUAUGGAUGUUUCCAAGUGCAGGAAGGGUUAGAUCUUCGGAACCUUGCGAGCGAUGAUUCCUACAUCACACCAUAUUUUAAUGUUGAGGAAGAUUACUUUUCAGACUAUGGCCCAAGGGUUAUGGUCAUAGUCACUGAGAGUGUCAACUACUGGGAUGGAGAUGUAAGACAGAAGCUGGACAACUGCAUGAUAAAGUUUGAAGAAAAUGAAUAUAUAGAUAAAAAUCUCACAGAGUUUUGGUUGAAAGCAUAUAUUCAAUAUAUGAAUAACAGUGGAAAGGACCCUAAUGACAAGAAUACAUUUAUGAAUAAUAUUUCAGGUUUUUUAAAAGUUUCCCCUGUUUUUACAUAUGAUAUUAAUAUUUCCUCAUCUAAUGAGAUCAUUGCCUCCAGAGGCUUCAUUCAGACUGUAAGGGUUUCUUCGUCAAGCAAUAAGAAGAGAAUGUUACUACAGUUACGAGGCAUAGCUGAGAACUGUGAGGUUCCCUUAAUGGUGUAUAACCAGGCAUUCAUCUAUUUUGAUCAGUAUGCUGCGAUAAUAGAAAACACUGUUCGAAAUGUCAUGGUUGCGUCAACAGCUAUGCUCAUUGUUUCUUUAUUGCUAAUUCCUCACCCAGUGUGCUCCUUGUGGGUUACUUUUGCUAUUGCAUCUGUGAUUGUGGGAGUGACGGGUUUCAUGGCAUUCUGGAAUGUUAAUCUUGAUUCCAUAUCCAUGAUUAAUCUUGUUAUUUGUAUAGGGUUUUCCUUUGAUUUUUCUGCACACAUUUCCUAUGCAUUUGUUUCCAGUUCUGAGACCUCAGUAAAUAAAAAGUCAAUUGAGGCGUUAUAUAUGCUAGGCUAUCCAGUGUUGCAAAGUGCAAUCUCAACAAUAAUAGGGGUGUGUGUUUUAUCUGCAGCUAAAGCUUACAUCUUCAGGACAUUUUUUAAGAUUAUGUUUCUUGUUAUGUUUUUUGGGGCCGCUCAUGGCCUAAUUUUUAUUCCAGUAUUCUUAACCUUUUUUUGA